CAUGCAGAUUUUUUACUAUUAUUUUUACUACACCUAUUAGGUAAAUAUCCUUUUUCUUUCUCUCUUUCUCACGUUGACAAAACAUUGCAGAAAAAAAAAAAAUUUUUUUCUCUGUAGGCUUAUGUUUGGAAAUAUGGUUACAAUGUCGUCUAUCGUGUCAAAAUCGAUUGAGAGCAUCAGAUCAUGAACGUCAAAUAUGUUUAUAUGUUUUAUAUACAUUUUUCUUAUCUACUAUGACAUCGUUACCAUUUUAUAUGCUUCGAGCUUUUGAAAUUAUUGUCGAUUAUAGUUUAUCUCAUGCUGUAAAUUCAGUUACAUUUUCUGGUUAUCUGUUUGCCCAGUUAUUAAUUGGUGGUGCCAGCUUUAAACCUAUUCUAUGUCUUAUUCUAUUUUGUCCACUUUCUCGUUCAUUAUUCACACAAAAUUUAUGUACAUGUUCGAUUUCUUGUUGUCCACCAAAUAUCUUCAUUGAAAAACAAAAUCAUAUUUUUGAAGGUAGUCAACAAGUUAAGCCUGAACUGUCUGUUAUUCCAUGUAAUGCAAAAACUUCACUAAUUAUUAUGAAUGAGAAUAGCAGACGUAUUAGUUUACCACAAUCUUCAAGUCAAUGUUGUUCCUCAUUGUCAGAACAUCUUCAGUCAUCAAUAACAACAAUAAAACAACAAACUAUUUCAAUUGAGUUUGUUUCAAAACAACAGCCGAUCACAUCGAUCUGA
Didymodactylos carnosus is the source of this 716-nucleotide messenger RNA. The record is from the annotation of a GenBank genome assembly. Lineage: Eukaryota; Metazoa; Rotifera; Eurotatoria; Philodinida; Philodinidae.